UAGUGGCAUCCUGAGACUCUUACUCACAGCAAUGGCGAGGUGGUGGAUAGUUUUGGCCUCGUGGGCGGCGUGGGCGGUCUUGACGAGUGUUGAAGGUGGUGCUUUGAGCGAGUGGGAGGCGCCCUCGCUCGCUGAGAGGCUGGAACACGCGCGAGCCAUCCUCAGCGAGGUGCCGCUCGUUGAUGGGCACAAUGACCUCGUCAUGAACAUCAGAACAGUUCUUCAAAACCAGCUGGAGAACUUUCCCUUCGACCAGAAUCUGACGGAGAUCGAACCUUGGGCGUCAAGAUCGAACUGCCACACGGACAUUCCUCGGCUCAGGGCGGGUCAGGUGGGCGCGCAGUUCUGGAGCGCCUAUGUCCCCUGCAGAUCCCAGUACAAGAACGCCCUGACACAGACCUUAGAGCAGAUUGACGUCGUCCAUCGCCUCGUUGACAAGUAUCCCGAGGACUUACAGCUGGUGACGUCCUCCGAGGGGAUCCUUGACGCCCACGCCAACGGCAAAAUCGGGUGUAUGGUGGGCGUGGAAGGUGGGCAUAGCAUGGACUCUUCACUGGGAACUCUUAGGACGUUUUACAGAGAGGGAGUCCGGUACAUGACCCUGACGCAUAUGUGCAACACUCCUUGGGCAGAUAACUCUGCGGCUGAGCCCGAACAUCUGGAGUUCGAUGGUUUAACUGCUUGGGGCGAGAUGGUUAUCAAGGAAAUGAAUCGUCUGGGCAUGCUAGUUGACAUCUCCCACGUGGCAUCUCAGACAAUGAACGACGUUCUUGACAUCACAAGGGCACCGGUCAUCUUUUCACACAGUGACACCCGGGGUCUCUGUAACAUCACCAGGAAUAUUCCCGAUGACGUCCUGAUCAGGCUGCACGAAAACGGAGGAGUUGCCAUGGUGAAUUUUUUGCCGGACUUCCUGACGUGUUCCUCCACGGCGACCCUUCAGGAUGUUGUCGCUCACAUCAACCACAUCCGGGACGUUGCUGGACCAGAUCACGUGGGUCUUGGCAGCGACUUCGACGGAAUAACAACAGUCCCGGAAGGUCUUGAAGACGUGAGCAAGUACCCAUACAUCUUCGCCGAGCUUCUUCUUGACCCGAAGUGGACGGACGAAGACCUCAAGAAACUGGCUGGCAUGAACCUUAUUCGCGUCUUCCAAGAGGUCGAGAGGGUGCGUGACCAGCUGGCAACUGAAACUCCUUGGGAUUCGUUUAUUCCUCCUGAAGAUAUUGCUGACCACUUGGAUUGCGUUAAUCCUUGGUCUUUGAAAUGGAAUGAACCUCGAACUUGAUCAUUAGAUAAAAAAAAUACUUGUUUAUGUCUUUAUUAAUAAAUACAACAACAUAUGUUUGGUAAAUACAAAA
Penaeus chinensis is the source of this 1361-nucleotide messenger RNA. Its product is annotated as dipeptidase 1-like. NCBI's taxonomy places the organism in Eukaryota, Metazoa, Arthropoda, Malacostraca, Decapoda, Penaeidae. The transcript is spliced from 10 exons. Gene Ontology annotation, molecular function: metallodipeptidase activity. The record is from RefSeq and is a predicted model, not a curated record. Bases 32 to 1288 code for a protein of 418 amino acids. Gene Ontology annotation, biological process: proteolysis.